Messenger RNA from Coregonus sp. 'balchen', 11302 nucleotides. Lineage: Eukaryota; Metazoa; Chordata; Actinopteri; Salmoniformes; Salmonidae. The record is from the annotation of a GenBank genome assembly.
AUGAGAGGGGCCAGCAGCAGCAGAGGUAGGAUGCUGAUGACGUUCAUGGCACCGAUGGGCAGGAGGAAGCAGUUCAGGUGCAGGUUAGAGUUCAUGGUCUGAAUGUAGUAACCUGAUGGAAUCUGUGGGAGAGGUCAGGGUAACAACAUAUUCUAGGACAACUUCAUGGAGCAUAAAUAAACAUGAUAGAUUUGCCUGUUUUAUCUCCUUUGAAGCAUGUCAGUGUAGAGCCCUGAUGUUCUCCAUUACAUUGACCUGCCUGAGUGAUGCAGGCUCGGUACAGUAUCUGCAAGAGGUACAGGGGGAAGAGCCUGGCCAGGACCUUGACGUUCUCCAUGUGCGUCUCACUGUAGCGCCCCCCGUUGUUCUCCUUGAUGCGGACCUGAAGAUGAGGUUGAGGAUGUGUUACCUUUCUUGGAGCUGAAGAUGAGGUUGAGGUUGUGUUACCUUUCUUGGAGCUGAAGAUGAGGUUGUUUUGGACCAUACAGUCACUAGCCAGGUUGUUGGCUACUGACUGCUGGAUGUAGGUGAUACCCAGAAACACUACCGUCCACUUCAGGUUCACCAGCCAGUAGAACCUGAGAGGACAACAUAUCAAACAGGGUUGAGGGGAAACUUUUUGGAAUUAAAUGCAGGACCUGUGAUCUCCACAUGAAUCUAGGUAGCCAUAACCAAAUCAGCUAGUCACUGAGAGACUAUAUAUCAAUACAGAGAUGGGCAAAAUAUACUGUACAUCAAAAAUGGAUCUUGUUAAAAAUACAAGAUACUCUAAAGACUAAUGUAUCAAACUAAAAUACAAAAUACUUUUGUAGUUGUAUGUAGAUAAAAUACUAAUACAUACAGGUAAAUACAUUUGCUAGUACACACCUUCACUACAACAACAUUCUCAGUGACGGAAGAAAACAGCUUUUAACUUUCUAUGACUGUGAUAUGAGAUUGUUCAUCUACCUUAGUUGUAUGUACUGAUGGUAAGUCUCUGGAUAUACUGUGAUAUGAGAUUGUUCAUCUAAAUUAGUUGAAUGUACUGAUGGUAAGUCUCUCUGGAUAUGAGUCUCUGCUAAAUGACUAAAAUGUAAAUGUAAAAAUGAACAAUUGCAAAGCACACUGGGUAUUAUUAUUGGCCUUCUUUCAGGUGCAGAGCUCAUUAUUUUAAUACCCAGCAUGCUUUUCAAGUGUUCUUUUUUUCAUGUAUAUUUAGUUCAUUUAGCAGAAGCUCUUAUCACACCAUAGUGCUAUUAGACUUCUGAUACUAAUGCAGGGUGAAAGCAGGGGCCACAAGAGGUGAACCGCUAUAAAAAAUGGUAUAGAAAAGUAUUUAGUUUUUUGAAAAUACAUUGGAGUGUAGUUCAGCCCAGCAUAAUUCAAAUGACUAAAUACUCAGAAGUAAUUAAAAUAUGUAUUUCAAAUACAUGUAACAUAAAUACUAAUUAUUUCUGCCUACUACCCAACACUCAGUCACACUUCCUUAUCAAAGAAACCACACCCCCUCUACAUACAGAGUACACAGUCAAGUAGGAAGCCCCUCCCUGUCCUCUGGUGUAGAGUUCCAUGAAACAGAAAGUAAUCUUUGACACUGCCAUUGCUUAACCUACGGGAGAGAGCACCAAAAUGGCAGAGAAUCAGGAACUGUUCUGUUGCUCCAUCUGUCUGGAUCCACUGAAGGAUCCGGUGACUACUGCCUGUGGACACAGCUACUGUAUGAGCUGUAUUAAAGAAAGCUGGGAUCAGGAUGAUCUGAAAGGUGUCUACAGCUGUCCCCAGCGCAGACAGACCUUUACCCCAAGGCCUAAUCUGAACAGGAGCACUGUGUUGGCUGAAGUGGUGGAGAAACUGAAGAAGACAGGACUCCAGGCUGCUCCCCCUCCUGCUCUGUGCUAUGCUGGACCUGGAGAUGUGGCGUGUGAUUUCUGCACUGGGACCAGAAAGCAGAAAGCCCUCAUGUCCUGUCUGGUGUGUCUGGCCUCUUACUGUGAGACUCACCUCCAACCUCACUAUGAAUCUCCUGCUUUCAAGAAGCACAAGCUGGUCAAAGCCACCGCACAACUACAGGAGAAGAUCUGUUCUCAUCAUGACAAACCGUUGGAGGUUUUCUGCUGUACCUAUCAGCAGUGUAUCCAGGGCCGUGCACAGACCUUUCAGAAGCAUGUGCUCAAAAUGAAAAUAGGGCAACCCCCCUUAAGAAAAAUACAUUCAUAAUUCAUAUCUGGAAAUUCAUAACAAACAAAAUACAUCUGGAGGAAACAUUUGACAAGAGGGUGAGCUAUUAGCUGAUCAUUGAUGUUGAUUGUAGUAACUUUACAAGGAUUAUCCACACGCCUUUCAAUUCAACAUGAGGUAGUGUCCCGUUAAUGCCGUGCCAACUCUAGGAUGAUGACAUCACAGGAGGGUAAAGGUCACGGUCAACAUCAAUGUCCAUAAUAACCAUGCUCCAAUGUAAGGUAAUAAUACUAUACUGCAGUUAAGUACAAAACCUAUUCAGUAGGAAUUGUUUAUAUAGUGUCCACACUAUAACACUGUUCAAUGACUAUCUCUAGACCUCUUUCCCAGUGAAAUGUGCUUGAAAUCAAAUAACCUUUGCCUUUCUCAAUAACAUAGUUUCCAGUCUCUCUGUGUUCCUCCUGGAUCUGAGGCCAUACCCAGCAUCAUUAUCACAUUGAAGCAUGUGACGAAAUGUGUCAAUGAACUGAAAGAGCAACUACCAAACAUCUACAAGGAGGAAAUUGACAGGAUAUCCAGAAAAUAUGUUUUUUAAUCAGAUAUUAUUAUUAUUAUUGUAUUGUUGUUGUUGUUGUUUUGUGUGUGUGUGUGUGUGUGUGUGGGGUGGGGUAGAUCAGCUUUAAUAUUGCAGAUAUAUUGUGGCUUCUAUCUGUGUAAUUGUCUGCAUCAUUUCCAAUCCCCCAUAUAAAUUGUGUGUUGAUCAUGUUGAAUGCUUAGCUUAUACUUUAACUAUUACAUUUACAUUUGAGUCAUUUCGCUCUUAUCCAGAGCGACUUACAGUUAGUGAGUGCAUACAUGAUUAUUAUUAUAAUUUUUUCAUACUGGCCCCCUGUGGGAACUAUAAUAUUUUAUCUUGGAUUUAGUUGUAAUUCAAGAUUUGACUUCUAAGUAAGUUAAAUGCUGAGCAUCAAUGUUAUAAAGCCUCUUCAUUUCAUCCCCACAGAAAACAAUUUCCCUCCCCUGCCUGGCUUCAUCCGUCUGAAGCCAUGUUUCUAUCAGGACUUCAACGAGAUCCCAGAUGUACACCGCUCCAUGUGCAAGAAGCUCUACUACCUAUGGAUCUGUGAGUGUGUGUUGCAUCCCAAAUGGCACCCUAUUCCCUAUUUAGUGCACUACUUUUGACCAGGGCCCAUAGGAUUCUGGUCAAAAGUAGUGCACUACAUAGGGAAUAGGGUGCCAUUUGGAAGACACCCUGUGGUUAGAGACUGAGUCAUCUGUGUCGGUUUUCCAGACGCAGAUUAAGCAAGCCUUUAUACACCAUUUUCCAUUGAGAAUGCUUUUUUAGUCCAGAACUUAGCUUCAUCUGGGUCUAGUCAUCAAGUAUUAGAGCUAAUAUUCUACGAGAGUUGGCGGUACUCAAGCAGUAGAAGAUUAGAGAUGCAGGUGCCGUACCGGGCAGCACCGGCCCAUUUAACAAAGUCCUUUACUACUGUUUGGCCCUCUCUUUUCAGAUUACUUUUUAACGUCUCACAAAACAAUAUGGGAAACAAACACAGGUAUAGCAGGACGGUUAGUGUAGCUGGUUUGCAGCUCUUUAAUAAGACUUUCAGGCAUCCAGCCAAGAAUUGUUACUUGACAUGUUUUUUUCAUCACAAUCAACAUUCCGCUAGUUAAUAGCCUCCCAUCUCUAUACCGUUGGCUUGACAACAAGAGAUGAAAGUGUAGCUAAUAGUUCAAUGGUUUAACUUUAUACAUGGAUGAUUGCAUAACUUUCAUUCUCAUUUGCAUUUAUUUUGCAUUAUCACUCAGGUUGGGGAUUGUAAAAGUAAGUCCUGUGAAAUAUAUGUUAUAAAUAAUCCCAAUAGGUAAUCAUUAGUUUGUGCCUCUUAGCCUAGUAGUCACUGUAAUGAGUGAUGAAUAGAUAGCAAUACAGAACAUACACAUGCCAUAGCAAUCACACGUACCCUAUACUCUUUAUAGUGUAGUAUUUGUAUUUGGGACGCGGAACAUAACUUGGUUGUAGUGAUCUCUUCCCUAUACCUCAGAUGCUAAAUCAUAAAGCUACUUUUACUGCCUCUGCAGACUCUCAUACAAAUCUGAAGCAACCAAUUAAACUUUACUUUGCUAGAUGAAUCAUCCAAUAACAGACUGUGCUGUUGUACUGUAAUUAGAUAAGGUCCCCGUCCCAGACAAUGUAAUUGUACUGACAUGAAAUGGGGAAAAAAGUAACACAAUGAUCCUGUUUGUUAGGCACCAAACUGAUGAAAACAGACUGAAACUACCUUUUUACAUGUUUUAUUUUAUUUAACUAGGCAAGUCAGUUAAGAACAAAUUCUUAUUUACAAUGACGGUCUACCCCAGCCAAACCCGGACAGCGCUGGGCCAAUUGUGCGCCGCCCUAUGGGACUCCCAAUCACGGCCGGUUGUGAUACAGCCUGGAAUCAAACCAGGGGGUCUGUAGUGAAGCCUCAAGCACUGAGAUGCAGUGCCUUAGACCGCUGUGCCACUCGUGACUUGUCCAAUAAGACACACUCAUUUUCCAUUUCCGUUGCAUGCCCUAAUGAACACCAGGCGUCAUUGUAAAUAUUAAUUUGUUUUUAAUUGACCUGCCUGGUUAAAUAAAUUACAUUUAAAAAACACGACCAAUGCUACUGCAUUCCAAAUAAUGCAAGGUCCACCAUUAAUAUAGUUAUUUGACCUUUUUUCCAUCUGUGAUCAUUACAGUGAACAGUGCCACCUUGGCGGUCAAUCUGAUUGGCUGCCUGGCGUGGAUGUGCGGCAGGGGCGGAGCAACUAACUUUGGCAUGGCCAUUCUGUGGCUCAUCCUGUUCACCCCCUGCUCCUACGUGUGCUGGUUCAGACCCAUCUACAAGGCCUUAAAGUAAGUACAUCCUUCUUCUGCCACCUGGGGUGCAUUCAGUACGGUUUAACAUUUGCCAACGUUUGGUCGUUCAGCACAGUACCGUUUCUGUUGAAUUAAACGUUGAACACCGUUUGUUACAUUAGAUUUAUAUGCAUGAGGCAGAGAGACGUGAGUCAAGUUACAGUAAACACUUUCUUCAGGCUAUUUCCCCCCAGAUAUACAGUAGUCACAGGAGGUUGGUGGCACCUUAAUUGGGGAGAACGGGCUUGUGGUAAUGACUGGAGCGGAAUCAGUUGAAUGGUAUCAAAUACAUCAAACACUUGUUUCCAGGUGGUUGAUACCAUUCCAUUUGCUCCGUUCCGGCCAUUAUUAUGAGCCGCUCUCCCCUCAGCAGCCUCCACGAAGUAGGUUCAAUCCUGGAUUUCUGACUAGAUUUACUUCUCUCCCCCCCCUGUAGGACUGACAGCUCGUUCAACUUCAUGGCGUUCUUCUUCGUGUUCAUGGCCCAGGUGGUUAUCAGCAUCAUCCAGUGUAUAGGGAUCCCAGGCUGGGGGGUCUGGUAAGGAUGGAGCCUGGGUCUCCCCUCUGAGUCUGGAUCCGCUCAAAGUUUCUUCCUUCUAGGGAAGGGUUCUUCCAUAGUUGCCUUGCCACUUCUCCUUGCUCUUUGGGGUUCUAGGCCGGGUUACUGUAAAACACUUUGUGACAACUGUUGAUGUAAAAAAGGGCUAUUCAAUUUGAUUGAUUGAUUGAUUGACCAGAUUUUCGGCCAUAGCCUUACAGUUGACGGCGUUGUUAUCAUUAUGAAACCCCGCCUUAGAACAGGCGUCGACUUCCUGUCAACUUGUUUUGGUUUUCUUCUUCUUCCUUCCUCCAGCGGCUGGCUGGCGACCAUCACCUUCUUUAGCACCAAUAUAGGCUCUGCUGUAGUCAUGCUGAUCCCCACCAUCAUGUUCACUGCCAUGGCUGUCCUCUCCUUCAUCGGGCUCACCAAGGUACCAUAGUACUAUAUACAUUGACAAUUUGUGUGUGUUUGUGUUUGUGUGUGUGUGUGUUUGUGUGCGUCUUUGUGUGCUACAUACACUUCCACUUCGGCACUGUCUAGUACUAGGGCUGUUACGGUGACCGUGUUACAGCCACACCGGCAGUCACGAGUCAUGAAGGCAGUCAAAUUGCACGUUACCGUUUAGUCACGGUUAUUAGGCUUCUCCGAGGUCUGAUGCUGCUGAUGGUCAUUAGUAGCCUACCAAACUUGCUAACUGCCUGGUACUCAGCACUCUAUUGUACCUAAUCACUCUGACUUCAAUGCUAAUGUAAUCAAAAAUCUAAUCAAACACUUCAUGAGAGUCCAUGAGCUCAUGUUGCGCAACAUUUCAACAGGCUAUGCAAUUGCGCGAGAAAACAGAGUGAUGGCCUCUACUAAAAAUAGGAGGAUCAGCUUUCUAUAGGCAAGGCCUACUAUAUUUAUUUCUCAACCUUCCUAAUAUUAAGCACAUUGCUUCUCUUUAAAACAGGAGUAUAGCCUACCUGGUUGGCAUGAAAAUAAACCACGGGGAAAAGCGUCCUCCAAAUGUAAAUGCAUAGAUGACAUGUAUUUUUUCCCACUGCCCCUGUUUCUAUACAGGUGCAUGAUAAUGGUCCAUUCUAAAUCAAAACAAAUUUCAGACAUACAGUACCAGUCAAAAGUUUGGACACACCUACUCAUUCAAGGGUUUUUCUUUAUUUUUUACAAUUUUCUACAUUGUAUGAAAUAUGAAAUAACACAUAUGGAAUCAUGUAGUUACCAAAAAAGUAUUAAACCAAUCAAAAUAUAUUUUAGAUUUUAGAUUCUUCAGAGUAGCCACCCUUUGCCUUUAUGACAGCUUUGCUCACUCUUGGCAUCAAAAACCAUCAAGCGCUAUGAUGAAACUGGCUCUCAUGAGGACCGCCACAGGAAAGGAAGACCCAGAGUAAACUCUGCUGCAGAGGGUGAGUUCAUUAGAGUUACCAGCCUCAGAAGAAACCACUACUAAAGGACACCAAUAAGAAGAAGAGACUUGCUUGGGCCAAGAAACACGAGCAAUGGACAUUAGACCGGUGGAAAUCUGUCCUUUGGUCUGCUGAGUCCAAAUUUGAGGUUUUUGUGCCUUUUGAGACGCAGAGUAGGUGAACGGAUGAUCUCUGCAUGUGUGGUUCCCACCAUGAAGUAUGGAGGAGGAGGUGUGAUGGUGUUGGGGUGCUUUGCUGGUGACACUGUCUGUGAUUUAUUUAGAAUUAAAGGCACACUUAACCAGCAUGGCUACCACAGCAUUCUGCAGUGAUACGCCAUCCCAUCUGGUUUGCGCUUAGUGGGACUAUCAUUUGUUUUUCAACAGGACAAUGACCCAACACACCUCCAGGCUGUGUAAGGGCUAUUUUACCAAGAAGGAGAGUGAUGGAGUGCUGCAUCAGAUGACCUGGCCUCCAUAAUCACCCGACCUCAACCCAAUUGAGAUGGUUUGGGAUGAGUUGGACCGCAGAGUGAAGGAAAAGCAGCCAACAAGGAAAAGGGUGGCUACUUUGAAGAAUCUAAAAUCUAAAAUAUAUUUUGAUUUGUUUAACACUUUUUGGGUUGCUACAUUAUUCAAUAUGUGUUAUUACAUAGUGUCGUAUCGAGUAAAUGCUGGCAAUUAUUGCUGAUAAACAAAGGAGUCCGCUCAUACUGAACCUUUGAUCAUAAGUUUAUUCAUAUCACAAGAUUCCAGCAUAAGUGACGGAUGUCAUGACACCCGGAGAGCGACGUCCCAGAUUGCAAUGGUCGCUCUAACCUCUUCUUUGUUUUUCCCCCAGUAUAUAUAAUCUCCCCGAGAUGUGGGUGGCUCCCUCUACUGUCCAAUCCCCUGUCUACAACACACUUCCUGUCUGUUGUAUGUGGCGUUACACUAAAACAUUCCCUCUUGAUACUAAAAUAAACGUCCUCUCCGGUUCCACUUAAAACAUUAACAACGUCAUAAUCUUCAUAUACGACAAUAGUUUUGAUGUCUUCACUAUUAUUCUACAAUGUAAAAAAUAGUAAAAACAAAGAAAAACCCUUGAAUGAGUAGGUGUGUCCAAACUUUUGACUGGUACUGUAUAUUAUUUAGUAUAUGUAAAGACAAGAUUAAAUCAAGAAUAGUCUGAUGGGUGACAAUAUUAGCCUAUCACUUGUGAAUGAUGCCCAGCAUAAGAAACUGCCUUUUUUUGCAACUUUUUCGAAUCGUAGUUGCACACCUCAUGUAGCCUAGCCCAUAGGCCUAUAUGUUUUGAUAAGGUUUGUUUCACAACUAAAGUGGCCAAAUAACUUCUUAAAAUUAAGCACAUUCAUCCGCUUUACAAGGGGUUUAGAGCCUAACUGGCAUACAUAAGCAGCGCGUGAGUUUCAAGUUUGGGAAGAUCAUUUUCACCAUAAAAAUGCACCUUUAUAAUAAAAGCAUUACAUGCAUAAUUGCAUUUGCGGUCACUUUUGAUAGUGUUUUCCCGCUAAUGGAACAGUCGCGCUUAUAGCCUACUGCCAUGUGCGCAUUGCUGUGCUUAUAAUGUGAAGAAAUAGCCGAAUAGUUUAUCAACAUUUUAAGCUAAACGUUCUCAUCUGUUGCGUCAGGCUCAUUGCUUAAAACAGGUUUUUUGAUGCUAGUGGUUGUAUUAAUUUGGGAUCUAUCGCAUCCCACAACUGUCCCAGACUAUGAUUGGAAUAUUUAUUUCUCGCACAGAAUAGAAUAGGUCAACUUUUGUACUAUGGGGGAUAGUAGAUUGAAAUAGGCUAGUGCUUUGCUGUUCGUUAGGCCUACUCAUCUUGUUGGUUGACGAAAAGUAAAUGUGGACAGUUCUUCCAGUAUCUUCAAUAUGCACCUCGGAAUUGGAUAAGGACGCGCGCAGUUGCGUCCCUGAUGUGUCUGUCUUCACUUGUAGCCUGUGAGAAAGACCCGAUCACGUGAUGGAGCGCGCAGCACUCAGGGAGAAGUGCACAACCACCACUGGCCGCAAAAGGCAUGGAUAUGGCCACACAAAGGGGAUGCCGCUGUGAAAUUCUAGGCAUUAUCAAGUGCUUGUCAAAUUGUGAAUGAGAGACUGAUGAAGUGUUUGCAGCCUACGCAAAAAACUAAGCAGAGCUCAUGCCUUUCAAGCAACUUUUUUCAAAUCAACAUUUGAGUCUCAUCAUGCAGCCUUACAAUGUAUUAAAAAUCAAAACAUAUAGCCCAACGUUUGUAGAACAACUAAAGUUACAUUAAUAACUCUAAAUUAAGCAUAUAGGAGUACCUAUUGUCAGGUGCGAGCGUGGAUGCAGAGUUUGGUUUACUGGAACCAUGUCGUUCAAAAAGUUAUACUUUUGAAUCAUCUGUCCAUAGAACAUUCUUCCAAGAGUCUUGAUGAUCAUCCAGGUGCUUUUUGGCAAACUUGAGUCAACUUUUUGGACGAGAUGGGUCCCAUUAUAACUGGCAAAAACCAAACACUGCAUUCCACAGUAAGAACAUCAUACCAAAGGUCAAGCAUGGUGGUGGUGGUGUGAUGGUUUGGGGAUGCUUUGCUGCCUCAGGACCUGGACGACUUGCCUUAAUAGAAGGAACCAUGAAUUCUGCUCUGUAUCAGAGAAUUCUACAGGAGAAUGUCAGACCAUCCGUCUGUGAGCUGAAGCUGAAGCGCAGCUGGGUCAUGCAGCAAGACAAUGAUCCAAAACACACAAUCAAGUCUACAUGAAAAUAGCUAAAAAGCAACAAAUUGGAAGUUUUGGAAUGGCCAAGUCAAAGUCCAGACCUAAUCCCAAAUGAGAUGUUGUGGCAGGACUUGAAACGAGCAGUUCAUGCUUGAAAACCCACACGUCACUGAGUUAAAGCAGUUCUGCAUGGAAGAGUGGGCCAAAAUUCCUCCACAGCGACGUGAGAGACUGAUCAACAACUACAGGAAGCAUUUGGUUGGAGUCAUUGCAGCUAAAGGUGGCACAACCAGUUAUUGAGUGUAAGGGAGCAAUUACUUUUUCACACAGGGGCAUUGGGUGUUGCAUAACUUUGUUUAUGAAAUAAAUAUGUAAUUGUUGUGUUAUUUGUUCACUUAUGUUCCCUUUAUCUAAUAUUAGGUUUUGGUUGAAGAUCUGAUAACAUUCAGUAUCACAAAUAUGCAAAAGUAGAGAAAAUUAGAAAGGGGGCAAAUACCUUUUUCACAGCACUGUAUCUCUCUAACACCAUCUCAAUCGCUCCCUGACUCUCUCCAGGAAGCACAACAUGUACCGUGGUACGGGAGCAGUAUUCUAUAAAUCUCUCUCUCACACCAUCUCUCAAUCUGUCUCUCUCUUCAGGUGGAACAACGUAACACCAGGGACAACAUGAGCAAAGACAGGACUCUUUCUUAUGUCCUCUGAAUGAGCUGCAGUAGCAUAACUCACUCUUAACACCGUCUCCCUGACUCUCUCCAGGUGCACAACAUGUACUGUGGCACUGGGGGCAGUAUGAGUAAAGCCCAGGAGGAGUGGACCACCGGGGCCUGGAAGAACCCUCACAUCCAGCAGGCAGCGCAGCAGGCCGCUGUAGGGGUGGCGCAGGGAGCCAUGCAGCAGCAGCAACAGCCCCAGUACUCACAGGCACCCACCUACAACUACGACGACCCGGGCAUGUAGGGCAGGGUGGAGGUGAGGGUAGGAGACAGGGGGGGAGGUGAGGGUGGGAGACAGGGGGGAGUGUGGGGGUGGGGUGAGUCUGCUCUCUAGUCAACUGCUUAUGGAAUUGUCAGUUGGCAUGAGAGCAGGAACAGAGUCACCCAGGCUAGGUGAGGGAGACACCCAGGCUAGGUGAGGGAGAGACCCAGGCUAGGUGAGGGAAUCACCCAGGCUAGGUGAGGGAGUCACCCAGGCUAGGUGAGGGAGUCACCCAGGCUAGGUGAGGGAGUCACCCAGGCUAGGUGAGGGAGUCACCCAGGCUAAGUGAGGCAGUCACCCAGGCUAGGUGAGGGAGACACCCAGGCUAGGUGAGGGAAUCACCCAGGCUAGGUGAGGGAGUCACCCAGGCUAGGUGAGGGACUCACCCAGGCUAGGUGAGGGAGUCACCCAGGCUAAGUGAGGCAGUCACCCAGGCUAGGUGAGGGAGUCACCCAGGCUAAGUGAGGGAGUCACCCAGGCUAGGUGAGGGAGUCACCCAGGCUAGGUGAGGGACAGACUGGACAGAUGAAAAGGGAUGAUCAUCAAAUGAGAACCACAAUUCACAAUUACGGUGCCAUUCAGAUGAUUCUUAGAUAAAAAUAAAAAAGAUAUAAAUGAAAAUGUGUCAUACUGUUUUGAUUUUGCUUCAAAGGUUUUCCUAA